Messenger RNA from Octopus sinensis (East Asian common octopus), 2103 nucleotides. RefSeq names its product ammonium transporter Rh type C-like. Gene Ontology annotation, biological process: ammonium homeostasis; ammonium transmembrane transport. The coding region runs from base 346 to 1635 and encodes 429 amino acids. Lineage: Eukaryota; Metazoa; Mollusca; Cephalopoda; Octopoda; Octopodidae. Gene Ontology annotation, cellular component: plasma membrane. Gene Ontology annotation, molecular function: ammonium channel activity. The record is from RefSeq and is a predicted model, not a curated record. The transcript is spliced from 10 exons.
UAGCCACCUAAUAGGAUACAGUCAUGGAUCAGAUCUAAUUUCAAUUCGUCAAAAAAAAGGAUGACGUAUUUCUUCCGUGGCCAAACUGUCGUUCCGCUUGGUUGGUUUCCUAACAGGAUAUAUUCGUUGAGACUGGGUUUUGAUUGGUUUGGAACUAUAUGACGUCAGUGAAAAGUGCAAGUGAGACAGCUAAACUGAGCUGAAAUAAACCCCAAAAAUCACAAAAUUCACCAAAACUAUACGAACAGACACCAACCAAAAAUCAUUACAGUUGCUCCCAUUGGAACACAAGUGAUUACGAAAUCUUCAGUGUAGCUGAAAAGGAAGGAAGCAGAAGAAAAGAAGAUGAAGUGGUUCCGAGGAAAAUUAAGUCUAAUGUUGCUAAUUCUUCAAAUAAUAUUUAUCAUAAUAUUCGGAACAAUCGCAGAAUACAAGGAAUCCGAAGCUGCUCUUGGACGCUAUGACAUGAUACAAGAUGUCCAUGUGAUGAUUUUCAUUGGUUUUGGCUUUCUUAUGACUUUUCUCAAGAGAUAUGGCUUCUCGAGUGUCAGCUUCAACCUUUUAUUAUCUGCUGUUGGAAUCCAAUGGGCUAUGAUUGUCCGGAAUCUUAUUGAAGAACAAAAUAUAGACUUAAGUGUACAAUCUAUGUUGACAGGCGAUUUCGCUAUAGCGACAGUCUUGAUUUCUUUCGGAGCAGUUUUGGGAAAAACCAGUCCGUUACAACUUAUUGUCAUGUUAAUGAUUGAAAUACCAUUGGCCCAAGUUAAUGAAUAUAUUGGACUCCAUAAGUUUCAUGCUUAUGACGUUGGGGAAUCUAUGUACAUCCAUACAUUCGGUGCCUAUUUCGGUCUAGCCGUGGCACGUGUCUUGUACAACGAUGAAAUCGAAUUAUCGAACAAAGAAUCCAGCGUCUAUCAUUCAGAUUUGUUCUCCAUGGUUGGUACCAUAUUUUUGUGGGCAUUCUGGCCAAGUUUCAACAGUGCUGCAGCUGCCGAUGAGGCCAGGCAAAAUGCCAUUCUCAACACGCUUCUUUCCCUUUGUGCAUGCACUGUCAUAGUAUUUGCUGCUUCCUCUGCGAUAGAUAAAAAAGGAAAACUUGAUAUGGUUCAUAUCCAGAACUCAACUCUUGCUGGUGGCGUCGUUGUUGGUGCAUGUGCAGAUAUUCUUUUACAGCCAUAUGCAGCUAUGAUUGCUGGGUGUUUGGUUGGCUUGCUAUCUGUGGUCGGAUUUGUAUACAUACAGCCUUUCUUGUUAAAGUAUUUGAAAAUACAUGAUACUUGUGGUGUGAACAAUUUACAUGGAAUGCCAGGUAUUGCAGCUGGUAUUAUUGCUGCAGUAGUUGCAGCUACAUCCGAGAAAGACACCCAUAAGCUCUUGGGUGACAUCUAUACAAUCCGAAAAGAUCCAGCCAGCAGCGAUUAUAGAACAGCUAUUGUACAAGGAGGAUUCCAGAUUGCUGCUCUAUGUGUAACUCUUGUGAUUGCGAUCGUCGGCGGUGUUCUUACAGGUCUAAUCUUAAAACUUCCAAUAUGGAAUGAACCUGAUGACUUAUUUGAAGACGAGUUGCAUUGGAAGCUCCUCGAAGAACCUGUGCCAAGAAUAAGUAACGACAACAGAGUCACAACUAAAUUCUAAGCGGAAGAAGAAAAUAUUUCAUUUCCUUUUACGAUGCGAAAGAUGUCUGUUUGUAGUUGUUACUGUUAUUGUUGUUGUUUGUUUUAGCAAACAUCAUUUUGUUAAAUAAUGAAAGACUAUAACUAACCCAAGUAACAUCUCAGGCUACUCUAACGGAAGACAAAUCAAAAGGACUCUUAAAUAAAGCUUAAAUUCACUUACAAUGUUAAAACUAAUCAACCUCCCUAGACACUUUAUAUCCUCUAUAUGGUUGUAGGAACUGCAUCAAAACAACAGAGGCGAAGCGGUGCACCAACCAGUUGUGUAGACAAGUCACAUGACAACUACAGCGGAAUUUGGUUUUGUAUGAUGACUUAUAUAUUUAAAAUAUAUAUCCAAAGAUAAUAUAGUUUUGAAACUUAUAUAAUUUGCGAGAAAUAAAACAGAUGUACAUACAUUAAUUUGGUAAUCCUUAAGGUUACAACAUCA